CAAUCAGCUGUCAGAAAGAACAUAAUCACGUAAAAACAAAAUUAUUUGUGUCUUUAGAUAAUUCCCGUCAAUAUGGCGGGGCAAAAUCCUGGAUCACCGACUGAUUUUCAAUAUUUUUACGAAGAUGAAGUGUAUAAAAUCAACAACCGUGGACAAGUUGUCUUCGGCCUGGUUCUGGAGAAUUUUGAAGCGAACUCGAGUGAUCAGGAGAGCGACAUGGAAACUCCUAUACAGAAAGGUGAAAUUCGUGUGGUUUGGCAUCCUUCAGGCACAGAAAGAGUUAUUUCAGAAAAAUCGGUGGGUUUAGCAGAUCGUUCGUUAAUGCCCGGAGAUGUAGUCCGUCGUCUUAUUGCUGGCAAGGAUACGCAGCGAGGUUAUUGUAGAGAUAUUACAAUGACAGCAGCAUUGCAGAUUGUUGGCACCAAACAUGUCAUUCCUAAUGUUGCCAGUGAGAGAUUACAACCUUUGGAAGAGUUCACACCAGAUCUGGCAGUUUGUCUCGAUUCAUGGGUUGGAACAUCAAAGUCCGUGCACAGUAAACUUCGCUUAGUAUCAGCAGAUGGGUCUCGGUUUGAGUUUCCUGAUUUGGACAGUUGUACACUUGAGGAUUAUUCGAUGCGCCGCCGUCGUGCAACACCCUACUCAUCAUCAGAGUUCUAUCCGGGACAAGUCGUAUAUGGUCCUCUUGGCGCCUUGGACAAUGCCAAUUGGCUACACAUUACUAAGGAAAUGAAGGCUGCUCGGAAACACAAAAUGCAUGAUCAUAAGUUCACGGUGGAAGCGGUGAUGACGGAGAGCGUGAACGUGCACUGGCAGUGUCGCGCGCUGUGCACGCAGGGCGCCGACGCGCCGCCGCAGCAGCCCAAUGCCAUGGUCGAGGGUGAAGAUUUGAAAAGGUUAAAACUAUUGAAUGUGUUUGAACCCUGUACACUACAGGUUGGCGACAGGAAUUUUCUAACUAUUGGUCCAGAUGACACUUUUAUUAGUAAAAAACAGUGGAGAAAGCAACAAAGUAAUUUUUUUUUAUUCGUAGGUAAAUAUUACCGUAACAUUCGCAAACAAAGCCGACCAACGAAAAAAGCUUCCAAGACUGAAACAAAUUCAACAGAUCAUAUGCCUUCAAGGCCUAAGAAACGUGCAUCAUCUCACCGGAAGCUGAAGCCUUCGGAUCACUGCAUGGACGUGGACGGAGAUAAGGAAUCAUUGGAUGAGGCGUUGAAAGCGGACGCGAACUGCCCCAGUAUCAAGAUCGAGCCCAGCGGUGACGUGGCGCUGCCCCUCGCCGGCCAGGAUGACACUGCUACAGAGGAAAAGAAUGACUCGGGUAUCAGUAUGUAAUCCACAUAAAAAUCCUGUCCGCGCAGCCCGGAGCCGGCGCGCGAGGAAGGCGCGCUCAACGGCGUCGACGACGACGACUCCGACAACUGGGAGAAUACCAGCAGCGACGGCAGCGACACCGACAGCGGCGCGACGUGGUCGUCCCGCUGCUCGUCCGCGGCGUCGGGCUCGGGGCGCGGCGCGCGCUCCCCGCAGCUGGCCGUGCGCCUGCUGCGGGGCAAGCGCCUCAAGCGGGCCGCGCGCCGCGCGCCGCCCGCGCCGCCGCCGCGCCGCGCCGACCGCGUCGUCGUCGAGACGCUGCACACCACCAGCCGCGCCAACGUCGUCUGGCAGGAUGGAACUAUAGAAAUGGGAAUUCCUUCGACUCAACUGUAUCCAAUACACCAUUUAGAUGGACAAGAAUGUUUUCCGGGUGACUUUGUCGUCAAUGGAGCUUCUAAUGUCGAAGAGAAUCAAUUAAAUCACCGCGAGUACGGUGUAGUACAGCGCGUGGACCACCACGGCCGCACCGCCAUUGUCCACUGGUACCGCACCUACACUUGCGGGGACGAGCCUGUGCCACAAAUUCUGCACGAGAGUGAGAUGAGCGUGUACGACCUGAAAGAUCAUCCGGACUUCCAGUACCGGCCGGGCACUGUCGUCAUCAGGGUCGCCAACUUCACCGGCGAAGACGCGAAUUGUACUGCUGGACAGGUGAUAGAUAACUUUCCCACUGGCCGCGUCAAAGUAUGGUGGGUCGACGGACACACGAGCAUGUGUUGGCCGCAAGACCUCUACAAGGUGGGCGAGUACGACUCGGAGGACGGCGAGCUGUGGGGCUCGGACGGCUCGGGCUCGGAGGACUCGUGGGAGACGCAGAGUUCCACGCGCGACGCGGAGCCGCGCACGCCCGACGCGCCCGCCGCGCCCGCGCCCGCGCCCGCGCCCGCCCACACUGCGGGGCCGGGCGCCCUGGCGCUGCCCAAGCUGCUGGAGCCGCGCGUGGCGGCGCACAUCGAGCGCGGCCGCAUGGCCAUGUGCCGCCUCGAGGAGAUCUUCGCCAAGCACCCCACGCUGCAGAGCCAGGAGAUAAUGCGGAAAUUACUGAAUCUCUACAAAGACUGCAGAUUUUUAGACAGACUCAUGGGGACGACCUUCUUUCAUGAGGACCACUUUUUGGGGCUGAUCGAGCGCGUCCGCGAGCGCGGCGCGAGCACGCCGCGCGCGGGCGAGCGGCGCGUCCACGAGCAGCUGGCGCGCCUGUUCGCGCCCAGCGACGGGCCCGAGCCCGAGCCCGAGCCCGGCGACGCGCUCGACGCGUUCGCCGACCUCGCCGAGCCGCCCGCCGAGCCGCUCGACGAGCCGCUCGGCGAGCCGUCCGCGCAGCCGUCCGCCGAGCCGACCGCCGAGCCGCCCCUCGUCGUCGAGCCCAUGGAGGUAGAAAGCAAUCCCCCAAAGAAAUCGCUUGAUUUGAACAUUGAGCUCGCGCAAGCUUCAGGUUCCGAAGCUACUGUCGUCCAGGAUAAUGCGACUGGUGAAAAUGCAUCAGCAGACACGGAAUUAGAUAGCGGAUCGCGUAAUGUCUGCUACAAGCUCUGUUCGCUUAUUCACCGUCAACUCGUGAAAGCCCACGCCGAAGUCAGCCGGAGAAGGCCGCAAGAGCUGGUCGAUUUCCUUAACAGCUUAAUGAAAAUUCAAAACGCGACCGAUGAGAAGUUACCCUACCACUUUUCAGUUCAAUAUGGCGCGUUAGUAGUCAGCUUGGCCGAUCAAGAUAAAAAGGAAGAAGUUAAAACUACGUCUAGUGAGGUUAAAGAUGCUCCUGCUGCGGCCGCUCCGAAGACGGAAGGAAAAGGUCCGGAGACGGCGCCGCUGGCCACGGGCGAGCGGGACUCGGAGGCGGGCGAGGCGGACGAGGCGGGCGAGGGCGGCGAGGGGGGCGAGGGCGGCGAGGGCUUCUGCGUGCUGGAGUCCGCGCCCGCCACGCACCGCUUCCGGCUGUCCAUGCUGCAGCCCUCCGAGCCGCGCAGCUUCUACUCGGCCGUCAAGAGAGAGAUCAAGCUGCUCAAGAGCGACCUGCCGCCCGGGGUGUGGGUGCGCGGCUACGAGGACCGCAUCGACCUGGUGUCGGUGAUGAUCGCGGGCCCGGCGCGCACGCCCUACGAGGGCGGCCUGUUCGUGUUCGACGUGCAGCUGGGCGGCGAGUACCCGCGCGCGCCGCCGCUGUGCCACUACCACUCCUACUGCUCCGACCGCCUCAACCCCAACCUCUACGAGGACGGCAAGGUGUGCGUGUCGCUGCUGGGCACGUGGUCGGGGCGCGGCGUGGAGGUGUGGGGCAAGGACAGCUCGCUGCUGCAGGUCAUCGUGUCGCUGCAGGGGCUCAUCCUCAACGCCGAGCCCUACUUCAACGAGGCCGGCUACGAGAAGCAGAAGGGCACCCAACAAGGCAGAGAAAACUCACGCAUGUACAAUGAAAUGGUGCUAUUGAAGCUCGUGCAGUCCAUGACGAGGAUGCUGAUGAACCCCCCGGAGCCGUUCCGCGCGGAGAUCCUCCAGCACCUGCGGAGCUCGGCCGCGAGCCUGUGCCGGCGCGUGGAGGGCCUGGUGGCGCUGUCCAACGGCCGGCCCACGGACGUCAGCCCGCCCGACUACCCGCUCAUCCCGGCCUCCCGCGGGUUCUGCCUCACGCUGCGCUCGUCCCUCGACUCGUUCCGCAGCGCUCUCCGGCGCCACGACAUCCACGUGCCCCCCUCGACGUUAUAGCCCAGCGUGUAUUAGUUAGCUUUAGACAAUUAUUUAUAUCCCCGAUAUAUGAGAUGCCGAUUUCUUAUAUAUUUAUAGUGUUUAUAGCGUGCGUAUUCAUAGAUAUUGUGUCUUUGGAGAGAUUUUUUAUUAAUUUUUCCUUCUGUUUGGCCUUUUAUUUUUCCGUUUUAAAUUAUUCGACGAAGUAUCUUGUCUGAUUAAACAAAUUUAUCCUC
Molecule: messenger RNA, 4298 nt
Organism: Melitaea cinxia (Glanville fritillary)
Lineage: Eukaryota; Metazoa; Arthropoda; Insecta; Lepidoptera; Nymphalidae
Product: (E3-independent) E2 ubiquitin-conjugating enzyme
Exons: 25
Source: RefSeq, a predicted model, not a curated record